Setaria italica (foxtail millet) is the source of this 6417-nucleotide messenger RNA. Its product is annotated as putative disease resistance protein RGA4. Bases 2748 to 5795 code for a protein of 1015 amino acids. The record is from RefSeq and is a predicted model, not a curated record. Gene Ontology annotation, biological process: defense response to other organism. Gene Ontology annotation, molecular function: ADP binding. Lineage: Eukaryota; Viridiplantae; Streptophyta; Magnoliopsida; Poales; Poaceae. The transcript has 5 exons.
GCUCUGCUCUGGUUUGCUCUUAUCAUGGUUUGCAUCAUCAUUACGAUAAGUCUGCUCAUGGUGAAUCAAACAAUCAUACUAGAGGUUUCCUUUGUAUGAUACCAACUAUUGUCCCAAUUGAUUACAUCAUUUUAAAGCACAAAAUAAAAGGACAGAAUGCUAAUUCUUUAUACCUCAUACCUCACUGUACUACUUUUUUUAAAGGAACCGGGCAGGAGAGCUGCCGAUUAUAUUAAAAAAAGAAUACACCCAGAUUGGACACAAUAACAAACAACCGAACACCAACACCGGCCAGUUAUAUUGGGACAUCAACACAGCCACAGAACUCAGCUCAACUCCACCCGACUCACCAAACCGCACCACCACAACCAAGUGACACUCAUCGCAAGCGCCGUCAUUCCUGACGAUGUCCCACGCCAACCAGCCGUUACCAUGUAGAACUGGCCGCCGCAGACCGCUGCAAGCCAUGUAGUUACAACGACUGUUCCAUCAUACCAUCAUCAUCUUCAGUCCACACACACGAUCAUCGAUCUCCCAACCACGGCCUUGCAUUGGCAGAAGUCAGAAGAGGAGCACACCACACCUCACCGAAGAAGCCACCGCCAUGCAGGAUCCCUCGCCAAAGUAUCGUUGUUGCACCUUACACGCUAAAACGACCGAAGCACUACACCGGAUCUUGAACCUUCGAGGCAACGCAGGACGCAUGGGGCCUCGCCACAUCCACCACCGCACAACACUCCUCGAACACACCACCUUAAAGCGCAUGGGGGCCUCGCCUCUCCUGCCGUUGGACUCUUCAAAGAUCCGGGUUUGCUUCACCAUCAAGGGUGACUUGGUACCACCGAGCCGCUCCAGAAACUUCACAUUCGCCUUACCAUCACCGGGAUCACAGCUGCACCACAAAUGCAGACCCAAAUCUUCCAACAAGCAUGGGCCCUCCGCUCCUCCUCGCUGACAUGGUCCCUUCCUGCACCUCCUCACUCGCAACGACGCCUCGAUCACCACCACCAAAUGUGCUGCCACUCCAGCGCACUCUGUCGCCAUCUCCGCCACACCUACGCUGUGAAGAUGGACCUACGCUACCAACCACACCUCCAAGGCACCUUUGGCACGCCGCUGCGCAGGCCAGCACUAGCCAUAUCACCAUGGUGUUGCUAGGGAGACCCGCGCGAACCACCCUUGGCUGCGCUACCAUAUUGCCUCCAAGUCACGCAAAGCCGCAUCCUUGACGUGCCGCCGCCAACACCCCUGCUGCACACCACCGCACGGCUCCAAGGUGCACCGCCUGUGCACCUGUGCACCACCACGCCGCUCCCAGGCACGUUCCUCCCGGUCGCCGCACACGCGCGUCCGUGGCCCGCGCCAGCCACCUCUACCGAGGUCAGCUUGCUCGUCGUCUUCUCCCAUGCCUGCAGCUUCACCCCCUUUGCCGUGCACCCCAUGAAGCUGCUGCCGGAACCCGACGAUGAAGACGCGCUAGACGACCGCCGCCCGGAGCAUCCACCACUACCGCCACCCCCGCAUGGGGGAAGCCGCCGCCGCCGCACCUGGCAAUGGCCCAGGAUCCGGCCGCGGGGGCCCCGGGACGCAGCCUCGCCAGCACGGCCGCGUGCGGGCCGCCCCACAUGGGGAAAGCCGCUGCCGCCGCCCCCGGUGUCAGAUCCGGCACCGAGAACCUCGGAUCCAGCUGUGGGGGCUCCGGAUCUAGCCUUGCUAGCACGGCCGCGUGCCACCCGACGGCGGUUCCCUCCGACAUCCCUGGCGGCCGCGCCUGCUAGGAGAUAGAAAGGCAGAAGCAGUCCACCCCACCGCCGCCAUCAUCGAGAGCCGCGCGGGCUUCCGGCAGCCGGCUCAGGCGGCGGUGGGGAGAGGGAGGAAGGGGCAGUGGCGGCGAGGUCAUCCGCCCGUGUCGCUCACGCAGGAGCGAUGCGGGGGCAGCAGGCUUGCAAGAGCGAAAUCGUGCCACGGCAAAUAAUUGAUACCUCACUGUACUACUCAUUUUUGUGGUGAUGGGCUCAUCAUAAUUAUCUGUUUCUAUUUCAUUAUGGUGAAUUGCUUGAAGUGAUAAAUAUUCAUCACCCUCCUAGUACAAUUGGUAGCAUACAAGCAUGAAUGCUACAUCCACUUUACUCCGCUAUAGUGAGGAAAAGCAGAGGAGGAUGUGAGGCAAUGUGGUUUGGGAGAGAGUACUGUCUUUGUAAGAGUUGCAGGGGUGUAUCGUUGUCUGUUGAGAUUUUUUUUUACGAGGAUACCAGUGUGAAUUCUGUCGAAUUUACUGCCUUACACUGCUGCUUGAAGUGAUCCUCUGAGUCUUCUCCUGUCAAGGAAGAAUAAGGUCAUCUGCAUCACUCAACAAUUAGAGAACAGAAGAGGGUGUCGUUGCUGCUGCUCUGAGUAAUCAUGCAUGACUCUUUCAUGGUGAUGACCACAUAUUGGUUAUCGCUGUUCAGUUCAUUGAGGGAUAUUAUUUGAGCAAUUCAUCUUUGUUCCCCUUCCUUCACUAUUUAGUUGACCUUCAGCAAGAAACUGUUGUUGCUGGUGGUGGAUGAUCUUGCAUCCUUGACUUCUAUUGUCAGUCAGGCCUGUUGAAAAUAGGUCCUUGAUUUAGGUCCAAGUUCAAUUGUUUAUGCAAUAACACUGUGAAAGCUUGUUCGAGGAAUCUCACUAGCUAGUUCCUCAUAUUGCUAGUUUUCUUUGCUCCAAAAAGAUAUAUUGGUGGUGGUGGGUCUACUUCCAGGAUUCACCUAAUGGCAACCAUAUUAUUUUCUUUUGUGGGAUCAUGCAUCCAAAAGCUCCAAGAAAUUAUUACAGAGGAAGCAAUACAAAUAUUAGGUGUUAAACAAGUGCUCAUUGACCUGCAACAAACAAUGACACAAAUACAAUGUUAUCUCAGAGAUGCGGACCGGAGGAGGAUUGAGGACUUAGCAGUUCGUAAUUGGAUUGGUGAAUUGAAGGAUGCAAUGUAUGAUGCUGAUGAUAUAAUUGACUUGGCCAGGGCUAAAGGGAGCAAGCUACUAGGAGAAAACUCAUCAUCAUUAUCAAGAAAAUUAACUCCAUGCAAUGGUUUUCCACUUAUCUCUUGCUUUUCAACAAUUUGGACACGUCGUCAGAUUUCUGUACAGAUUAGAAUCAUCAACAAAAGAAUAGAGAGGAUUGCAGAAUUAGGUACAAAAUUCAAGUUUGACAUAGAACCAGUUGCCAGAAUUUCAAUUAUAGGAAAAACAUCCUGCCUUGUUGAACCGAACCUUGUGGGAAAGGAAACUUUACUUGCCUGCAGAAAAAUGGUGGAACUGAUUAUUUCACAUGAGAAAAAGGAGAUAUACAAGAUUGGUAUUGUUGGGACAGGAGGGGUUGGGAAAACGACUUUGGCUCAAAAAAUAUAUAAUGACCCCAAAAUAAAUGGAACCUUUAGUAAACAAGGAUGGAUUUGUAUUUCAAAAGACUACUUUGACAAAGAUCUCUUGAAACAAGUUCUUCGAACCUUUGGAGCACACUACGAGCAAGACGAAACUGUGGCAGAGCUCAGCGUAAAGCUUGCAACAACUGUUAGAAAUAAAAGUUUCUUCCUUGUGUUGGAUGACAUUUGGGAGCACGAGGUAUGGACUAAUCUACUGAGACAACCAUUAGACACUGCAGAAAAAGGAAUAAUUCUGGUUACAACUCGAAAUGAUCUAGUUGCACGUGCAAUUGGUGUGGAAGAAGAUGUGCAUCGAGUUGAGUUGAUGUCAGCAGACGUAGGAUGGGAGUUACUUUGGAGGAGUAUGAACAUCAGUGAAGAGACUACAUUGCAGCACCUAAAGACUAUGGGGAUUGAGAUUGUUCAAAUUUGUGGUGGCCUUCCUCUUGCUAUCAAGGUCAUUGCUAGUGUUCUAGCAACUAAAGAAAAGACUGAGAAUGAAUGGAGAAAAGUUAUAAAUAAAAGUUCACCAUCCAUGAGCAAACUUCCUGUUGAGCUCAGAGGAGCUUUGUAUUUGAGUUAUGAUGACCUACCGCAGCAGUUGAAGCAAUGUUUUUUGUACUGUGGUUUGUAUCCCGAAGAUUUUAUCAUGGAUCGUGAUGACCUUAUCAGGUUUUGGGUUGCUGAAGGUUUUGUAGAAGAGCAAAAGGGAAAACUUUUAGAAGAUACAGCAGAUGAAUAUUACUACGAAUUGAUAUAUAGAAACCUCCUUCAACCAGAUGUUGAUUUUGUUGACCAUUCUAAGUGCAAAAUUCAUGAUAUGUUGAGGCAACUUGCUCAACACUUAUCAGGAGAAGAAGUGUUUUGUGGAGACUCUGAGUUAUUGGAGGCUAAAUCAUUGCCCAAACUAAGACGUGUUACGAUUGCUACAGGCAACCAGUUUUCAAUUUCCCCCGGUGUGCAGAAGGAGCAGAUUAGAGUAAGAACUCUGGUUACUAUGUGUAAGUCAUUGGAAGUUGAAAAUGCAAUUUUCAAAAGACUCUUGAAGAUACGAGUUUUGGUUCUAGCAGAUUCAAUUGUACAAAGUAUUCCAGAUUCUAUUGGAAGUUUGAUCCAUCUAAGAAUGCUUAAUCUUGAUAAGACUGACAUAUCUGAUAUUCCUGAGUCCAUACAUUGCCUUAUUAACCUUCAGAUAUUGAACUUGGAAGGUUGUCAUGCUUUGCAUAAUCUUCCUUUGGCUAUCACUCGAUUAUGCAACCUAAGGCGCCUAGGUCUUAAUGGGACGCCAAUAGAUCAGGUUCCAAAAGGGAUAUCUAAAUUGAAGUUUCUCAAUGAUUUAGAAUGCGCUCCAAUUGGCUGUGACAAUGUUAAUAGUAAUAAGGUGCAAGAUGGAUGGAGCCUAGAGGAGUUGGGUCCGCUUCUGCAGAUGAGGAGGCUUAUUAUGAUAAAAUUGGAGAGAGCAAGUCCUGUUUGCGCAAAUACAUUGCUGGUUGACAAAAAGUAUCUCAAACAUUUAAGAAUGUCAUGCACAGAAGAACGCGGAGAUCAACCAUAUUCUGAAGAGGAUGUUACCAACAUUGAGAAGGUGUUUGAGCAGCUAAUCCCUCCACAAAAUUUGGAAGCAUUGCGUAUUUGGCAUUUUUUCGGUCAAAGGUAUCCCUACUGGCUAGGCACUACUCAUUUGUCCUCACUGAAAUACUUCACCCUCGAAGGUUGCAAGUCCUGUGUGCAUCUUCCACCACUGGGGCAGCUCCCCAACUUAAAAUAUCUCAAAAUAAACCAAGCCUUUGCAGUUACUAAGAUUGGGCCCGAAUUUUUUGGUAAUUCCAGAUCAACUAAGAUCGUAGCUUUCCCCAAGCUUGAGGUGUUGCUAUUCUAUGACAUGCCUAAUUUGGAGGAGUGGACCUUUGUAGUUGAAGAAGAAGAAGCAAUAGCAGCAGGUAAGGAAGGUGAAGAGGAUGGAGCUGCUGCAAAGCAAAAGGGGGAAGCCCCACCUCCAAGGAUGCAGCUGCUGCCACAUUUGGAGAAGCUGGAAAUUAUCUGCUGCCUGAAGCUGAGAGCUCUUCCACGACAGCUUGGACAGGAGGCCACCAGCUUGAAGAAGCUCCAAUUAAGACACGUGAACAGCCUUAAGGUUGUGGAGGAUCUUAUGUUCCUCUCUGAUCUCCUUUUAAUUGCGAAUUGUGAAAGCCUGGAGAGGGUGUCAAAUCUACCGCAAGCAAGAGAGCUGCGUGUGCAGGGCUCUCCAUGCUUGACGUGUAUUGAGAAGUUGGACAACCUGCAGCUGUUGGGUCUGCACGAGAGUAUGCAAGAGGUCUCCUCACUGUGGCUGCCUAGGCUCCAACAGCAGUGCAGGCAAGUUCAUGGUGAAGAUUUCGAUGUAUUUAAUUGGACAUGAGAUGGCAUACAUCUCUCACAACAAUAUGGCUACUAAGAUGCAAGGACAGGCUACACUACGCUUUAUGCAAGGCCGGAUAGUGGAGACGAAUAUAAUGUUCCAUGAUGAGGUCUUGUGGUGGAGGACCUCUCGUUAGUAGAGAAGUUCUUAAUCGGUGGGUGCGAAAGCCUGGAGAUGGUCUUGAAUCUUCCCAAGGUGCGACAGCUGUGGGUAAGUUGCUGUCCAAGUUUAAGGCAUGUGGAGUUGGACAGUUUGGAGCAGCUGUGGCUGGAUAUGGAUGUGCAGGACCUCGCUUCUCAGUGGGUGCCUGGGCUUAAACACCAACGCCAAAAACACCAUGGCGAAUACCUCUCUUCUUUGGCUCAUGGGAAAGCUUGUUUAAUCUUGUUCAAGCUAGUGUUUGGCUAUUCUUGUGUGCAUGUCUGAACAAAAUGUGUGCUACUUACUUGAGUUUCUCGAUUAAUUCAUUCUGUGUGAUGGGUUUGUAUUCCUUGUACUUCGUGAACUUGUAAUGUCAACUUCAUCUGCUGUUAAACUCUGUCAACUUGUAAUGGCUACUUGAGUGUUUGGCUAUCCUUGUGUGCAUGUCUGAAUAAAAUGUGUGCUACUUGAGUGAUGCGUU